GGAUUUUAAUAAGCUGAAAUGAGGGGGCUCCACUUCAGACAUGAAGGACAAUUGGGGCCAAUGAAUGUUGUGUGCUAGAUGUUGUCUGUUGGAUGAAGUGUCUUAAACCAGAAGUCGAAGGAUGCGCAGUUUGGACGAGGCUGGGGAGGCUGAGGGGACCGAGGCAGAAGAGGCUGCUGGAUGCUGGUGGUGAUGGCUGCGGCCUGAAGAGGGGAGAAGAUAGGUCGGGAACCCACGGACCGACACAACUGACCGAUUGUGACUGACUGAGGAGGGCCAGUAGCUGCGGAGCGCCGCACCCUGCCCAUUCCUCAGGCGGACCGGGCCAUGGCGUCGGGGACCGUCUCCUCGCAGAAGCAGCACAGCACCCUGCUGCACCUCUUCGCCGGGGGGUUUGCGGGCACGUUUGGCGCUAUUUGUACGUCUCCUCUGGAGGUGCUUAAAACCAGACUUCAGUCCUCACGCCUAGCUAUACCCGAUCCCCCAACUUGGUGGUGGUUCUACUACAGAAGGAGAAAGAUCACAUCAACAUCCCGAUUACCGGAAGUCGUGAAGGUUCUGAAGUUGAUUCUGGAGAAGGAGGGAGUAAAGACACUUUUUCGCGGCUUCGGCCCUAACUUGAUCGGAGUAGCCCCUUCAAGGGCUGUAUACUUUGCCUGCUACUCCAAGGCCAAAGACCACCUGAAUGGCAUUUUCAUGCCUAACAGCUAUACUGUUCACAUUAUCUCCGCUGGCUCCGCGGGUUUUGUCACAAAUACCUUGAUGAAUCCUCUAUGGAUGAUCAAAAGUCGCAUGCAGUUAGGACUGCAAGAAAAGGGUUCCAAAGGGAUAAACACUGUCCAGUGUGCUCGUUACAUUUACCAGGAAAACGGCAUUUCUGGAUUCUAUAGAGGAUUAACUGCCUCAUAUUUUGGCAUUUUUGAGACGGUGAUAUGUUUUACUAUUUAUGAAAGAUUAAAGAAAUGGCUAACGGAGACCCCAUUAACCCUUUCUGCAAACGGGACUAACAAAAACAGUGCCAGCGCCAACUUUUUUAAAUAUAUGGCUGCUGCUGCUAUUGCCAGGAUGCUCGCCUCCUUCGUUGGUUAUCCCCAUGAAGUUUUGAGAACCCGGCUUCGGGAAGAGGGCAACAAGUAUAGGUCCUUCACUCAAACAGUCUACCUGAUAGCACAAGAAGAAGGCUUGCUAGGCUUCUACAGAGGACUCUGUGCUCAGCUCAUCUGGCAGGUGCCAAAUACUGGGAUUGUGUUGUCCACCUACGAGCUAAUUGUGUUAUUAUUGAAGGACUUUAAUGACUGACAUGCUGGAAAAUGCACUUUAGAAGAAUAAAACUGAAAAACUGCAUAUUUAAGAGACUGGUACAGGAAUGGUUGGAACGGCUCUGAGUCUUGUCCCCUGCUGGACUUUUCCUUUUGGAUUCAUACUUUCUGGAAGGCUUUCACUCAUUAAUACUAAUAGUUCAUUGCAA
Messenger RNA from Monodelphis domestica (gray short-tailed opossum), 1468 nucleotides. NCBI's taxonomy places the organism in Eukaryota, Metazoa, Chordata, Mammalia, Didelphimorphia, Didelphidae. The record is from RefSeq and is a predicted model, not a curated record.